AGGUGACAAAUACAGAAAACGUUUUGACGACGGUUUUGCAGACGCCACCAGCCCGGACCGGAUGGAGUACGUGAUAUACCCAUUCGACGUACAUCCUUACUCGGCCUUCUAUGAGGUCGUCACCCUGUCCGUAGAGGGCGCCGCUCUGUUGGCGCUGUUGAUAUUGCUCGAGUACUAUAUAGCAAAGAUUGAUCAGGCGUUCAGCGCGCUGGAACCGGAGGUCUACGCUGAAGAUUUUGUACCCUUCUCGUUGAAGCCGGCCACGCUGCCGCACAUCGCCCCACCGAAGAGUGCGAAGUCCUUCAAGGAUGCGGACCAGGACGUUGUGGAGGAAGAGCGCUUGGUGGCCGCCUUGGUCAAGGAACGGGCGCGAGGCGGUGACACAAAACUGGCGGCAGCCGGCUUACCGGACAAACAGGCUCCGGUCGCCGACGAGAGACCGGUGCCGUCCGACGGGCCGGCGCCACUGAUUCGCACAAGAUCACCGACGGCCAGCUUAGCCAACACGCAGGUGCCAGUCGCUGACAAAAGGGCAGCGGCGGCAGCCGGCUUAGCCAAAGCGCAAGCGCCAGUCGCCGACACAAAGCGAAUGUUAAUUGUGCAGCGCCUGCACAAGACGUACGGGUACCUCGAACCCAAUCCGGUGCUGCAGGGCCUCAGCUUCACGGUGGCCCCAGGCGAAUGUUUUGGUCUGCUUGGCGUCAACGGCGUGGGCAAGACCACGACGUUCCGCAUCCUCACCGGCGACAUUUUGCCGCACUAUGGCGAUGCCUAUAUCGGCCCUUUGUCACUCGUCCACAACAUGAGAGAGUUUCAACGGUACAUUGGCUACUGCCCCCAGAAGGACGGCCUACUGGACAUGCUGACGGGUGUGGAGACCCUGGUGCUCUUUGCGCGUCUAAAGGGCGUUCAGCUCACGCAGCAGUACCUGGACACGUUGCUGGACAUCUUCCGCCUGGAGGAGACCGCCAACCAGCUGGUCAGCACAAUGAGUGGCGGUAACCGUCGCAAGCUGUCGCUGUGUGUCUCCAUGAUCGGCAUGCCACCUCUGCUGCUUCUCGACGAGCCUUACGCGGGGGUGGGCGCCACGGCCCGCCGGCGGAUUGUCAGCUGCAUGGUCGAGCUGCAGCGUCUUGCCAAGAUCUCCAUCGUUCUCAGCUCGCAUAACCUGUCUGACGUGGAGUUUCUGUGCAACCGGAUCGCCAUUCUGGGCGAGGGCAAGUUGCAGUGCCUGGGAUCGCUGUCUCACCUCAAGGAGAAGUUCGGCAAAGGCUACACCAUCUUGGUGAAGACGUUACCGGACCGGAAGCAGGACUUGGUCUACCAGCGGGACGUCAGCAAAGCAGUCACUAAGGCCUUCUCUCAAGCGGAGCUGGUGUACACGUACGAGGGCGUACUGGAGUUCCGCAUGUCCCGUGUGGAAAUUCCUUGGAGCGAGAUGUUCGCCCGCAUGGCGCGCAUCAAGAAGCGUUUCAAGCUCCAGGACUUCUACAUCUCGGACACAUCACUGGAGCAACUCUUCCUCAGCGUGAUUCGCAAGGAGGCCAGUGAGGCGGCUGCCGCAGCAGCCGCCGCACAACAGCAGCAAGCUCCAGUGGUGGGACACACCAUGGCCGCGACGUUGGGCAUCUAGCGCGCUAAUCGUAGUGCGUAAUUCGCACCGCUAAUAAAU
Dermacentor andersoni is the source of this 1672-nucleotide messenger RNA. RefSeq names its product phospholipid-transporting ATPase ABCA3-like. Gene Ontology annotation, molecular function: lipid carrier activity; ABC-type transporter activity; ATP hydrolysis activity. Gene Ontology annotation, cellular component: membrane; intracellular membrane-bounded organelle. Gene Ontology annotation, biological process: lipid transport; transmembrane transport. The record is from RefSeq and is a predicted model, not a curated record. NCBI's taxonomy places the organism in Eukaryota, Metazoa, Arthropoda, Arachnida, Ixodida, Ixodidae.